GUGAAGUGGUGCCCAGCGGACUGGGAGCAGACUGCUGCGCUGGGAGACCUGAAACGUGACGCCCUCCCUGAGCGAUGCCUGCAGUAUGUCACGCUGCGCCCAAACUCUUUGCUCCUGAAGGUCCCUGUGCAGAUAUUGGGUUUCAGGCCUGGGCUUGACCACUGAAGGACCAUCAUCCCCCUGAAACGGGCCUCCCUGACGGGUCAUCGCUGCAGGACAAGCAACAGAGGCGGAUAGAAUUAAUGCAUCCGGGUCAAGAUGAGGCACCACAAGGCCUUACAGAUAAUGACAACCAUGAGGCGGACCGUGUUGCAUGUAAACCCUUUGAAUGUUAAAACAAAAGAAUGAGCGCCCUCUGCUGGGGGGGUUUAGAACACGCGUCAAGUGCACAGCGCCGAUAUCUGCGCGCAAUUAAAUCACAAACGAGAUCAAACUGCACAAAAAACACCACGGGACGGCAAAGAUGUCUUUACGGAUGACGUCAAACUGAAGUCACGCACGUGCUUUUAGGUCGCGUGAACAGCAGGAGGAAAACGGAGGCAGGAAGCUGAAGUUCUCUCCUCUGAGGAACAUCUCAUCACAUGUCGCAGGAGAAGCAGCGCCAGCUGCGCAGAGCGGGACCGACUUUCAGCGCACGCGUUUCCCUCCUGCGCGCGCGUAACGGAACUUCGCCCAAACUUCUUGUGCGCCAAACUUCUGUCACCUUUCGAGCCCCGGGCGCGAUGGAGUCACAGAGCGGGCCCGGUUCGCGUCCCCGCGGUGGCGGGGUCCGUCCGGCAGCACGCGGGCUGCCGCGGUCCAGCGAGGACAGCGACACAGAGGGACACUGUCGCGUGGACGCGCUGGUGGAGAGGACCCCCGCUCUGGAGCACGAGAGCCGGAUGGCGAGGCUCAGGUGGAACAGGCGGGAGCAGUCCCUGCUGGCCCGGGUGUCCACCCUGCAGAACGAGGCCCAGCUGUCGGCUCUCCGGUACCAACGGAGGCUGCGCCAACACAUGCUGCACAUCCAGGGCAUCGCGCAGCAGGUCACCGGCUACUGCGAGAGAGACGCCCCGCGGAGCCAGAUGUUGGACACAGCAGCCUGUGCAGAGGGAGAGCCACGGGCAGCUGCCGAGGUGAAUGGGAAGGAGUUGUCCAAGUCCAGCCAUGAGGAGACUGUGGAGACAUUUCACGCUGCCAAGGACCCCGUCGUGGUGCAGGUCAUCAGGCGGACCCCCAGCGGCCGCCCUCAGGAAAUCCACGUGGUGGACGUGUGCACUCAGACCGACAUCACCUUCGAACACAUCAUGGCGCUGGCAAAGCUCCGGCCGUCCACCCCUCCUGUGCCUGACGUCUGUCCCUUCCUGCUCUCUGACAGCUGUCAUUCCGAUCAUACAAUGGAGCAGGACUACUAUGAAGGGACGGGCUACCUGUCCCCCGCUGCAGCCGACGGAGAGAGAACAGAGGAGUUUGAGUACGAGGAAGUGGAGUUGUGUCGACUCAACAGCCAGGAGAAGUUGGGUCUGACUCUGUGCUACAGAACAGAUGAAGAGGAUGAUGUAGCCAUAUACGUCAGUGAGAUCAGUCCAAACAGCAUCGCAGCGAGAGAUGGACGCAUCCGAGAGGGGGAUCGCAUUUUGCAGAUCAAUGGCCAAGAUGUACAACACAGAGAAGAAGCAAUGGCCGUCCUCUCCAAUAACGAGAGCAGGAACAUCGUCCUGCUGGUGGCCCGACCUGAGAUGCAGCUGGAGGAGGCCUGGCUGGAUGAUGAGCACAGCGAGUUCCUGGAGCAGCUGAAGAUGGAAAUGUUAGAGGAACAACAGAGAGAGGAGAUGGAACUGGCCGCCCUACAGGAGGAGCAGGAGAAUGAGCAGACAGCAGACGAUGACAAGCCCACCUGCUCCACACUUCACCAUAAUCGUAUAAAAGACAGAAUGGAGAGCUCAGAGGAAAAUGUCCUGGCACACAUUCAGAAACGUUUGUCGCAGUGCCUGAGAGACAACCGGGACACCGGCUCCACGCGGCCGGAGGACCGAGAGGAUGAGGACGACGAUGAGACAGGCGGGGACCGAUUCCAGCAGCUCUUGGAGCUCAAGUGUCAGAUACGCAACAGCGGUGAGUACGACGUGUUCUACAGCCGCCGCAGCACCAUCGAGUGCAGCAUCGGGGAGCCGGCCGGCGUCCAGCGCGAGCUACGCAUGCUCAACGAGGAGCUGCGCAGCAUCGAACUCGAAUGCCAGAACAUCCUGAAGGCCCACAACCUUCGUAAAGGCCAGCAGUCUCCCUCCGCGGGCCACGCGGCGACCAAAAACCAAGGUGACCCGGCGAGGGGCAAGCUGGCUGAGAUGAACGAGAGGCUGGAGAAAUCGGACAAGGACAGCUCCAGCGCCUACAACACGGCCGAGAGUUCACGCAGCACUCCUCUGGCGAUGGACCGCUCCCCGGAGCACUCGCUCCAGAGACUGGUCAGCCUUACCAACCAGAGGAACCUGUGCAGCGGCCUCGCCACCGGCCCGCCCCUCAGCCCGAGCCCCGUCCUCGUCCCCGUCCCAGAGAAUAGAAGCAGCCCUGACCACAGCGAUGCCCCCGAGUCGAACCAGACUGCCGAGGAGGAGGGCAGGCCGCUGGCCUCCCAUAUUCCCUACUUCUCUCCAUCCCACAGCUCCCAGCAGAGGCAGGUCAACAUCCCGGCACAUGCCAGCCACUACCAGAGCUACAUGCAGCUGAUCCAGCAGCGCUCAGCCGUGGAGUACGCCCAGAGCCAGCUCAGCCUGCUCAGUGUCUGCAAGGAGCCUCAAAGGCCCGUUAACGAGCCCAAGAUGGAGUGGAAGGUCAAGAUCCGCAGCGACGGCACGCGCUACAUCACCAAGAGGCCCGUGAGAGACAAGAUCCUGAGGGAGCGAGCCCUGAAGAUCAAAGAGGAGCGUAGCGGGGGGAUGACCACGGAUGAUGAUGCAAUGAGUGAGAUGAAGAUGGGGCGCUACUGGAGUAAAGAGGAGAGGAAGCAGCACCUGGUCAGGGCAAAAGAACAGAGGAAAAGACGAGAGUUCAUGCAGCGCAGUCGGCUGGAGAGCUUGAAGGAGAACCCUCAGAGCAGCAGUGAGGGACGCAAGGAGGUCAGCAUCAUAGAGCUGAGUCAGAAGAAGAUGAUGAAGAAACGCAACAAGAAGAUCCUGGACAACUGGAUGACCAUCCAGGAGCUGAUGACUCAUGGCACCAAGGCCCCCGAGGGAGCCAAGGUGCACAACGCCUUCCUGUCCGUCACUACUGUAUAAAAGAAACACACGUUCUACCCCAUGCGGUAUAAUAUACUUGCCUCGUUCAAUGUGGCGUUUUUAUGAGGACGACCGGAAUAUUUUUCACACUUUGUAACCCAAAAGGCAUUUUGUAAAGAAUUUAUCAGUGGGGUCAUGGCAUUUUCUUCAUGUUUUUCAGUAUGGUUUUUCACAUGAAAAAAAAAAAAUCACAUUUUUCUAUGAAACGAUGACUAUAUCAUUAUUUUAUUACUUCGCUCUAAACAUUUUUAUCUUUUCAAUUCUAUUUUCAUAUUUAUGUUUUAACUAUAUCCUCAAAUGGUUGUAUGAGCGUACGAAGAAAAGGAGUUUCUGUACACUUGUCAAUUCCAACACAGAAAGAAUCUCCUGCCUUUCACUUACGUUUGUAGAUCUACUUAAUCGUUAAAGCAGAAACCAGUAACUCCAUCAAUGUUGUCAAGAGGCAGUUGAUAAUAUUUCAGACUGUCAGUGCUUUAAUGUGGACUAAAAGUUUGAUAUUCACAAAGAAUAACCGUUGAUUAUACCGAUAACGUGAAAUCUUAAUAGAUUAAGUGCAUUUUGCUUAAAACCAGUUAAAAUAAGGGACAGAUUUCGACAUUAAAAAGGGAAAACAUCUUACAUUCCAAAUCAUUAGACCGUAUAACUUGUAUUUGGUAAAGGAUUGACCAUAACUACAUCAAGAUUGUGUUGAAUUUGGGAAAUCUGAAUGAAUUUACCAUUCAUCCAAUCAUCUGAGCCAGUGUUUCACCGUACUGCCAUUUCUCUUUUGGGGGAAAGAAAUCCUUGGAUUUUUACAUUAUUGAACAUUUUAGAUGUUAUAAGUUCUGGUUUCUGUUAAGUCAAAUAUAUUUUGCUCAUUUUUAAAAACAUGUUAAAUUCAACACCUCCCAUUACAAUUAAACUCCACAUCUCUUACAAAGAUACAAGAAACAAUAGGAGGUAACACACCGUGUGGCCACAGGGUUUAUGUAUAUUGUACCUACAGGAUUCGGUGGUGUAAAUGAACACAAACGUCCCGAAACACUCGGCCUCAUUGAAAGAGUUCUGUGUAGCAUUUGCAGCUUUGGGUAACUUUCAUUUUGUAUUCAAUUUUUAUUUCUGACUUAAUAUUUGGAGUGUCUACAUAUUCAACAUCAUAUGGACCCGCUCAUAGCUCUUACAGUAUUUAACAUUAUCAGCAUACACCUUUACUCAGCCAGCCUUAAGAGCAAAAACUGAAUCGAUGAUACGUUUGUGUAGCAAACUGAGUUCAUACACAACUAAACUGUCUCUCAAUAUGUGUAUUAUUCAGCCUUAUUCAUACAUUGUGUAAUUUGAGCUUUUGAGCAACUGGGAAGCAUCAUAAAGAUAUAAUGGUUACUGAUUUAUGUUUGCAGUCACAUUGAACACGUGUUAGGGUGAUUGCCACUGAGCAGGACUCAGAAACACAGCAUAUAAGGUCAUUGACAAACUAAACUGGUGAAAAGAAUGGGUUUCAUUUAACAACAGACUUUAUAAUCCCGUUACAUGUACAGUAUACUCAUUCUAAAUUCCCCAUUUUUAAGUGAAAUAUUGUAAAUUCAAAAUUUCCAACCAAUCUCUGUAUUUGUUUAGGGUCAAUGUCAAUGGUCUAAUUUUAAAGUAAUGCGUAGUUGGCACAUUUGUAGCCGGUAAAAUGUGUGAUAAUGGUGAUCUUUGCAAAAGGAAUGAUAAUAAAUUGUUUUUAUUGGUAAAACUUA
Molecule: messenger RNA, 4972 nt
Organism: Gasterosteus aculeatus aculeatus (three-spined stickleback)
Lineage: Eukaryota; Metazoa; Chordata; Actinopteri; Perciformes; Gasterosteidae
Product: PDZ domain-containing RING finger protein 4
Molecular function (GO): protein binding
Source: RefSeq, a predicted model, not a curated record